Toxorhynchites rutilus septentrionalis is the source of this 3624-nucleotide messenger RNA. RefSeq names its product lamin Dm0-like. Lineage: Eukaryota; Metazoa; Arthropoda; Insecta; Diptera; Culicidae. The record is from RefSeq and is a predicted model, not a curated record. The transcript has 6 exons. Bases 587 to 2263 code for a protein of 558 amino acids.
UUGCUUUUAAACAGACGCGUGCACUCGUGAAAGUCGGAUGUGUUUCCAUUUGGCUCCGCUAGCGUAACUCGAGAACGCACCAAUACCUUUUUUUUUAAAUUUAUUAUUGUUUACCGCCUCCGUUGGUGGUGUGUGCUCCCGCCGUGUUCAUCUGUGUGUGCGCACAUUGAGGAGGGAAGAACUCAUCGAAAGUAGAGUUGACGAAGAAGAGGAAGAGGGAAACUUUUUCAAGCAGUUUCGGCUAGGCGUGGGUUUUGCCUCAAAUCGGCUCUGCUUCGUGGUGACGGUGGUGUGUCAUUUGUUCGCUGUUGCAAAAUAUAGAAAGGAAAAAUAGUGAAAAGAGCAUUCGAAAGCUUCAUCUCCGUGAGUGAUAUUUUAUGUUUUUAACUCGACAAUAAACCGCUUCCCAAACAGUGCCCGUGUUGUGUGAUGUGGUGCAAUUUUUGAUCGCCAGGGAAUAAAAUCGAUUUUUCGCCGCUGCUGCAGAAACGCGCUGACAGGAUUAUCUAGAAGAAGCAGAAGGAAUAUAUUUUCGUGCCCUCGUUUCCCUUGUGUUUGAGGUUGUGUUUGUGAGGAGGAUUUUGAAAUGUCCCAGAAGACGAAACGAUCGGGCGUUUCGACGCCCAUACCGGUUACGGCCAGCACUCCGGUGCAGGGUGGCUCCAGCUCGGUCCACAUAGGGCGACCGGCGAGCCCACUCAGCCCGACGCGUCACAGCCGGCUGCAGGAGAAAGCCGAUCUGCAGAAUCUGAAUGACCGUCUGGCCUGCUAUAUCGACCGGGUGCGCUUUCUCGAGCAGGAAAACUCGCGCCUCACGCUCGAGAUUCGCACCUCGCAGGAAACGGUCACCCGGGAGGUGUCCAACAUCAAGCAGAUGUACGAGCACGAGCUGACGGACGCCCGCAAGCUGCUGGACGAGACGGCUCGCGAGAAGGCCAAGCUCGAAAUUGAUGCCAAGCGGAUAUGGGAGGAAAAUGACGAGCUGAAGAAGAGAUUGGAUCGCAAAACGAAGGAAGCCGCCGACAACGAGCGCAACGCUCGUGCACAGGAAGCCCGCGUCAACGAGCUGUCCGGCAAAUACACCACCGUGCUGUCCGAGCGCAAGAAGGCACAGGACGAGCUGAAGGAGCUGGAAAAGGAAAUCGCCAGGUUGAAGAAACAGCUCGAUACCCUACGCAAGAACCUAGAAGAGGAAACUCUGGCCCGUGUGGAUCUGGAAAAUACCGUCCAGAGUUUGCGCGAGGAGCUGACCUUCAAGGAUCAGGUUCAUCAGCAGGAACUCACCGAAACUAAGACCCGCCGCCAGGUGGAAAUCAGUGAAAUCGAUGGCAUCCUGUCCGAGCAGUAUGAGGCUAAACUGCAACAGACGCUGCAGGAGCUACGCGAUCAGUAUGAUGGAACCCUUCGCUCCAAUCGAGAUGAAAUUUCGGACCUGUAUGAGAAUCGUCUCCGCGAUCUGGAAUUGCUGCUGAAUGCCGAGCGCCAGCGUCACGCCGCCGAAAAGAGCAAGCUGUUGGACGAGAUCGAGCGGAUGCGUAAGGAAAUCUCGCUGCAACUGCAGGAGUACCAGGAUCUGAUGGAUAUCAAGAUAUCGCUGGACAUGGAGAUUGCCGCGUACGACAAGCUGCUGUCUUCCGAGGAGCACCGUUUGAACAUCACCCCCGGCAGUCAGACGACCAUUUUCCAAACCAGCUCGAGCAGCUCCACCGGUCGCUCGUCGGCAAUUCGUCGCACGCCUCAGCGGGCCGCAGCCAAGCGUAAGCGCACCGUUCUCGAAGAAUCGGAUGAACGCAGCGUGGCGGACUACUCGGUCACUUCCUCGGCGAAGGGAGACAUCGAGAUUUCCGAAGUGGACCCCGAGGGCAAAUUCGUGAAGCUGCACAACAAGUCCGCGAAGGAAGUGCAAAUCGGUGGAUGGACAUUGACUCGCAAAGUUGGUACCAACGAAACUGUUUUCAAAUUCCACCGGACGUUGAAAGUCGAUGGUGGUGCAAUGGUCACGGUGUGGUCAUCGGAUUUAGGCCAGACACACGAACCGCCGAGCACAAUCGUCAUGAAGGGACAGAAGUGGUUCUGCGGAGAUAACAUGACCACCCAGCUGUUCAAUGCCGAUGGGGAGGAAGUGGCAGCAUCUGAACGCCUGAAGCGCACUAUAUCUACUGCGGCAACACGCCACCGCGAGUACCUCGGUGCCUACAGUGGUGAAGAACUGUACCACCAGCAGGGGGAACCUAGGGGCGAGGAAAAGUGUCGUAUCAUGUGAGAGUAAACGGGGUGGCAGGAACAUGCGAAUAGAUGCGCCUGUACUCCAAUCUAGAUUGUAAGCGUAUAUAUCUACACACCGACACACCUCACAAACAGCGACACAGAGAUGCGAGGAGUAAACAAAUGUUUCUCCCCCUAUAACGGACGAGGACACGACGCCUGAUGUCAAAACGAGUAAACGUGAGCAGCAGUGUGCAAGAUCAGCCCAUCUCCUAUCUAUCAUACUUACCGCAGCAAAAACUAUAGAGCAGAUUGAUUUAUAUAUGUAUUAGACCGUAAGGGUUCUACUCGACCCGAUCUGGAGAAGCAGCUAGGAUGAAGAAAUCCUAAUUGAUCAGAAAUGCGUCCUAAGUGUAGUGCUAUUCUAUUCUGUACCAUUGUGUACAGUGUGUUCUAUUCUGUACCAUUCAAAGGGCCCGUCAUAAUUUGUCGUAAAUCUCGAAAUGGUCCAGCUCCUACUUAGUCCAUCAAUACUAUGUUACUAGUUGAUUACACCGGAAAAUAUAGACCAUGUGGAGUAGAGAAGAUUUAUAUGUAUUCAACAUGAGAAAGGAAUAAACUCGUUUAAAUUAUUUGCGAGACGAGAAAUCAAUGCCAUACCGAGAACGACAUUUUUAAGCUUCCUUUUUCCUUUGACUAACAAUGUUCAGUGAGAAGCAAUCGCUUCGAAUUAUACUCAGCAUUUUAUGCUGCGAAAUAUUCACCUACCGACGACACAUGGCGGUACUUUUUUUUUAAUAUGUUACGACACUGUACGGUUCGCGCCAUUUCCACCACAACCAACGGGAACUGGGUGCGCAAUUUGUUUAUUCUAACAAAAGUUAAUGUGUUCCCCGAUGGAAAUCAAAAAUGAGCGAUCAAAAAGCACAUAGCAUAGUAGGGAAAAAAUGGUUCAAGCAACUUGUUCGUUAGCUUUAUGUCUGUCAUCUGUCAUAAGCAAACAAAAUAAAUGCAUUUUUGAUUUUCAUUUAAUUCAUGUAAAGAGAGAGGUUAAAGAAAUAUAUAUUUUUAUAUUAUAAGAAGUAAAUUAAAACGAAAAGAAAAAAAAUAUUGUUCAAAACAUUAAAAAAAGUUCUCUUAAAAUACGCUCAUUGUUGUAACGGUUUUUUUUAACACUGAACAAUUUAUCAAAUAAAACAAUAUGUAGUUCAUAGCGGUAAUACAUCAUCAUCAUCCAGUCGACUAACGUAAACUCAUUAUUUGGUAGAAAGGUUUUAUUGGUUAACAUUAACACUACUACGAGUAAAAAUCAUUACCCGUCUCCCAAUAUUCUGUGCUUUUGUCAAUUUUUGUUUUUUUUUCUCUCAUUUUUCCAAUCAUUAAAACGAAAUUUUAAAAUAAACGUAAGCAUAGAGUGAA